AUGAAGGUCGCGGCCGUCCAGCUUCUCAUAACCUCGGCUGCAGUGCUGACUACUGCACUCGGCUCAAACCAAGUUCCACAAAAACAGCAGCAGCAGCAGCAAAAUGAGAAUGUGCAAGGACAGGGACAACAACAAUACGAGAAGGGGCAGGACAAGGGAAAGAAACAGCAAGAUGGACAGCAGCGGCAGCAGCAGCAGCAAGGGGCCUGCAACAUCGGCGCCCUCGUCACCACCGUCACCGUCGGUUGCGGACAAUGUGCGACAGAUAAUGGAACCACUGUCACCCACACCGUCACCCAGGCCGCCGCGAAGAUGAAGGUCACCCAGGCUCCUAUGAAAGGUGCCAAAAAGCCCCAAGGGCAAGGAAAGGAGUCCCGAGUGAAGGGAGAGCAGUCCCAAGAAAGAUCUGGUGCGAACAAAAACCAGCAGGCCGAGAUCCUAAUCAUCACACGCACCGUCGUCAAGACCAAGACCGUUAAUGGUCAAUGUGCAGGGGCCCAGCAAGCCCCGGCCCCUACCAUCAUCAUCAACGAGGGCUGCAACAGUGGAGAGCGAGGCGGCAAAAGUGUAGAGCAGGCUGGCCAAAAGGAGUCGCCGCAGGUCCCAGCCACGCCCAACUUGGACGGCAACGGAGUCGGGGUCAAAUUGGUGCCUUUGCCCAAGCCUGCGCAGUCUCAGGUGUCUGAAUCUAAGCCGUCGGAGCAGCCCAAGCCUGCGCAGUCUCAGGUGUCUGAGUCUAAGCCAUCGGAGCAGCCCAAGCCUGCGCAGUCUCAGGUGUCUGAGUCUAAGCCGUCGGAGCAGCCCAAGCCCGAGCAGCCCAGUGCGGACCCGGCCAAGGCAGCCCCGGCCAAGGCAGCCCCGGCCAUGGCAGCGCCAGCCAUGGACGGUGCGAAGGCCCCCGAACCCGAACAGUCCAAUCCUGCGGCACCUGCCAUCGACGUCUCGGGCCUGAGGCUGAGUAGCGCGGUGAACCUGGGCAGUCUGCAACCUGGGCAGUAG
Hirsutella rhossiliensis is the source of this 999-nucleotide messenger RNA. RefSeq lists its product as uncharacterized. The record is from RefSeq and is a predicted model, not a curated record. NCBI's taxonomy places the organism in Eukaryota, Fungi, Ascomycota, Sordariomycetes, Hypocreales, Ophiocordycipitaceae. The transcript has 5 exons. The coding region runs from base 1 to 999 and encodes 332 amino acids.